AUGCCGAAAAAGCGGCCCUCGCUGCAGUCGAUCUUCGUCCCCUCCAAAUUCCUCUCCUCCUCCCAGCCGCAGUCCCCCACGACCGCGCCGAGGCAGCGCGACCCCGCGUGGCCAGACCCCCCGCUCUCCUCCCGCACGCGCGCGUUCUCCGAAGUCCCGCGCCCGCGCCCGCGGCCCGCGCACGCGCGGCAGCCGUCCUCGUCCUCGCUCGCGUCGUCCUACGCGGACCUGGUGCACCACGGCGAGGUGGACCUGCCCUUCCCCGCGCCGCAGCCGGGCAGCUCGCCGCCGUCCGGGGACCUGCUGCCCGACGACCCGUUCGCGAACCUCUCGCCGGGCGCGUCGGUGCUCGCCUUCCCGUCCCCUCUGCCGUCUCCCGCGCUCCCGGUCCCCGCGCCCCCGCCCCCGCCGACGCCGACGCCCAAGCGGAAGGAGGUGCUGGAGAAGGUGGCGGGGGAGUGGAAGGCGAGUGGCGAGAACGGGUCGCUCGUGCCGCUGGCCAUGGAUGCGACGGACAAGGAGAGCAUCAUGUACGCGCGGAAGGAGGUCGAGGAGAAGGAUGGGCGUCUGCACGUUCUCGUGAACAACGCCGGCCAGACAGGCCCCCGCUCGGGCUUCAUGAACGACCCGCAGGCGCCGGAGCGUAAGGACGCGGACACGUUCGGGCUCGCGCUCUUCGCGAACGAGGACAUCGAGGGCUGGGCCGCGCUCUACAAGAUCAACACCUUCUCGAUCUUCUUCGUCACAACCGC
Gloeophyllum trabeum ATCC 11539 is the source of this 752-nucleotide messenger RNA. RefSeq lists its product as uncharacterized. The record is from RefSeq and is a predicted model, not a curated record. The annotation marks the transcript as partial. NCBI's taxonomy places the organism in Eukaryota, Fungi, Basidiomycota, Agaricomycetes, Gloeophyllales, Gloeophyllaceae. The transcript has 4 exons.